CACUAAUGAAAGUGCCGGAGACACAAACAAAGGAGAACGCUUUGAUAGUUUUGCGCCACGGCCCCGGGGAUCUCAAUUUCAAAGCUUGUCCUUCCCUCGAAGCUGGCGCCCCAAGAUGGCGGGAGGAUACGAGAGCGACUGUGAAAUGUUGAUUAUUGACGGGAAGAUAGCUGAUCCGAGGUACAAGCUCAAGGCCAUCUACCCGUACAAGGAAGGGGGGACUUUUUCUUGCAGUACACUCCACCUGGACAUGAGCUCAAGGCCUUCAGAAGAACAGGUCCUUUCCGAGGUGGCCAAGACUGGCCUGUACAACGGGCUGGGGAUGGGCCUGAUUUUGUUCGAAACAGACUACGGUAAUGGUACAGGAACGACUUUCUCUCUGACCCCCCCCGCUGUGGGCCGGAAGGGGCUCUCUCUCAGUACGGAACAUAACAUUAAUCUCGGCAGACAGCACCAGAUGACCAUCACGAAGUCCAAUGCAGAUCCAGAUCUGAUCGAGCAGGACGAGUGGGUGCCAGUGAGAGUACUCUUACAGGGCACUGAUGAGGAGUUCAUGGGGAUUGAAAGCAACUAUGCCACACCAAGGCCUUCCCCGGGAAAAGGUGAACAAUUGGUCAUGAAGCUGGCCAAGGGCACAGGCUCCACGUCAGAUGGCGAAGAGGGGUCGGAGACUGAAGGAGAGGGGGCGGACGAAGACGCUGACGAGGAGGAAUCCUUCAGGACACCAGUUGGAAGAGGUGCGCGGCCGAGAGAGCGGCGCAGGAAGGCGCGGCCUCAGGCAGUUAAAGGGAAGGAGGAGGAUAACGCCGGAUCGGGACAUCAGGCAGCGGAGGCAAAGGCGGAGGCGGAGGCGGAGGACUUGGCGCAGGCGGCAGCCCGCCAGCUGUGGAGGGAGGAGAGAGAGGCGGCCCAGAAGGCGCGUCAAGAGGAGAAGGAAGUGGCGGAGAAAUGCGUGGUUUUGACUGCAAAACCGUCCGGUGCCGGCGUCGUCCGCAUUCGGAACCACCCCGACGCCGCAUUCGUUGAGCAUACAUGGACGCAGGAGCUCCUCCAAAAGGGCCCUGCAUGGUUCGUCCCUGACCCCGAAGACCCGACCUGCGCCCAAUGGGAUGAGGAGCAGGGGUGGGUAGGAGGUGACAACAUCGCCGGCCACGGGAACCCCGGCCAGACAACGGAUGAAGGUUAUUUUCGGGAUGUCUAUGGGCUGCCCUUCGAAGCGGCCAGGGGUUAUGCGCACGCCGCCAAGAAGGUGUACCGGCCGCAUGUCAAGGGCCUUUCUCCUGGGAAGGUCAUCGCGCAGAACGCGACGACUAUGAUGGUGACCUGUAGUUUUGUGCGGGGCGGCAGCGGAAGCGUGCUCAGUCGGGUGGAGACCCCCCUCGCGGUGGUAGCUAUGCAUGUUCGCCAGAAGCUGACGGGGAGGGGGCAGCUGAUCUGCCCAUCUAAUGUUGCCUUGAAGAUGAGCGCGCCCUGGAUCGUGCUGGGGUAUGCCAAGCACGUCGUGCCCAGGCUGAACAAGCAGCUUGAAACGUCGUCUUGGCCGAAGGAUCACGAGGAGUACAUGAAGCAGGCUCUGGUGCGGUACCUGGUGAAGCACCAACCGCUCAUUGAAGCGCACGGGCUGUGGGACGCAUGCUAUAGGUUGCUGGAAACCCACCUGGUUGAUGUUGACGAAUGAGAAGUUUGAUUCAGUUGCACGGGUUGAAUGAGUUAAGCGGGUUGAGAGAGUUGUCCUUGGACCGCUUACCAUAAAUUCAGACCGAGCACUGUUGUAUCUUGAUCAGAAAUUAUGCGAUUGGGAAGCCUCGAGGAAACAAUGAUCCGUUCUUUGGGCGUUUCACAAUGGUUGCCUCCGGCUAUUGUCCAAUUAUCUAGAAUUACCCGGUAGAGGGCCAAUCUGUUGGAAGUUUGAAUGAACUUUGAUUGAGCAUGGCAGUCUGAUCUUCGCUUCAACUGGGAUUGUGCGUCAGCCAGUCCAGCCAGGGCCUUAGAACCGCCAGUGUCGCGGCAGCUACUGGACAGGGUAUACAUCCUUGUGGUGCACUCUAUGCAAGCUGGUCCAUGCCAAG
Klebsormidium nitens is the source of this 2069-nucleotide messenger RNA. The record is from the annotation of a GenBank genome assembly. NCBI's taxonomy places the organism in Eukaryota, Viridiplantae, Streptophyta, Klebsormidiophyceae, Klebsormidiales, Klebsormidiaceae.